This is a messenger RNA of Grus americana (Whooping crane), 1217 nucleotides long. It is a transcript of the gene KRTCAP3, whose product is annotated as keratinocyte associated protein 3. The transcript is spliced from 6 exons. The coding region runs from base 63 to 740 and encodes 225 amino acids. NCBI's taxonomy places the organism in Eukaryota, Metazoa, Chordata, Aves, Gruiformes, Gruidae. The record is from RefSeq and is a predicted model, not a curated record.
UGGCCGGCGGGUGCGGGGGGCGGCGGUGGGGCCCGGGGACGCUGGCGGAGCCGCGGCGGCUGAUGCGCGCCGGGCUGGGGCUCAUCGUGCUGGGUCACGGCAGCCUGGUGCUGGGCGCCAUCGUGCACGGCUCGGUCCUGCGGCACGUGGUGGGCACCAGCCGCGCUGUCACCCCCGAGUACGCGGUGGCCAACGUAGUGUCCGUGGGCUCCGGGCUGCUGAGCAUCACCGUGGGCAUCGUGGCUAUUCUGGUGUCGCACAACCUGUCCCGGGCAGCCCUGCUUUGGCCAGUCCCACUCUCGUGUUCUUGCUGCCUGCAGCAUUGGACCCUACUGAGCGUGUCCCUGUUGAACUGCCUCCUGUCGACAGCAUGCGGUGUGGGCCUGGCACUGGCCAUCGCCCUCACCGUUCACAGCAGGGGCAUGCGCCUUGUCAUGGGCUGCAACAGCUCUGCACUGCCUGCUGACGCCCGUGCAGCCAUAGCGACCAACGACUGUCCUUUCAACACCACACGCAUCUAUGACACAGCCCUGGCACUCUGGUUCCCCUCUAUGUUGCUGGCGGCUGCAGAAGCUGUGCUGUCUGGCAGGUGCUGUUUGGUGGCCUUGAUCUUCCGGGGCAUUGGGCCCUGUGCGCACAGCUAUGGCAAAGAGCAGCUGGCAGGGCCAAGUACAGUGAAGGAGGGGCCACCACGUGAGAUGCAGCAACUUCUGGCAGGGAUGGCUGAGUCUUGUACCUAGCUGGAGAGGUGGUGCUGCAGGAGUGCUGUGAUCCAGCAAGGUGAAGCUGCACCUGCACCAUGCUCUAGCCCCAGGUGUAGACAUUGGUAGGGUGGGCUGUGGGGGGGUUGUGUGCCCCCACCCCCCCCCCACCCCCCCCACGUGGGACAAACCCUGCAGGUUCCAGACAGAAGCUGCCCAGUGUCACCAGGCAGCCUUUGCCCAGCAGGUGCCAUGGGCCCUGGAUGCACUCCCCUUCUCUCCCCACGCUGCAAGGCCUGUCCUGGCACACUAGAAGCUCCAUCGGUCUUUUAGAUGCAGAGGUGCUGGGGCCUGGCAACAGCCAGGGCUGGCCUGGGCCCUGGUGGCCCUGUUCCAGAGCAGGCAGGGUCAGCUUUCUGUGCCUGUGAUCAGGCAGGCCGAGGAACGGAAAAUGAAGAAUUCCUUUGUUGCGAGCCUCUGUUAUUCCCCUGAGUAAAUAAACUUUUCCUUUUCAUA